AUGUCGAUACGAAUAUGCGCUGCUGGGCGCUGGAGAUACUCUAGUCUAUCAAAAGCGAGCUCCUUUCAACCUUCCGUUUUACUCCAGUACCGACAUCAGAGCACUCAAACUCCUCACAAAGUCAUCUUUUCUGGCAUUCAGCCUACUGGCGUACCACAUCUGGGCAAUUAUCUGGGAGCACUACGACAAUGGGUCAAGCUGCAGAACGACGCUGCUCCAGAUACGAGACUACUCUUCUCGCUCGUUGAUCUACACGCGAUCACCGUCCGCCAGGAUCCGAAGCAACUGCUGCAAUGGAAGAACGAAAGUCUGGCCAUGCUCCUGGCCAUUGGUCUCGACCCGAAACGCUGCACCAUCUUCCAUCAAAGUGACGUCUCAGCGCACUCCGAACUCAUGUGGAUCCUGUCUGGCCAGGCCAGUACGGGUUAUCUUGGUCGCAUGACCCAGUGGAAGGAAAAGACAGCCAACGAGAAGGAGAAUAGUGAGAAGCUGAAGCUGAACCUGUUCUCUUAUCCCGUGUUACAGGCUGCUGAUGUACUCUUGCAUCGAACAACUCAUGUUCCGGUUGGCCACGAUCAGGCUCAGCAUCUGGAAUUUGCUAGGGAGGUGGCAAAUGGUUUCAACCAUGUCUAUGGUCAGGAUAUCCUCAUACCUCCCCAGACCUUGGUUAGUCCUGCGAAAAGAGUCAUGAGCCUUACGCAUCCGGUCUCGAAGAUGUCUAAGAGCCAUCCCAAUCCUAAAUCAAGAAUUCUGUUGACAGACUCGGACGAACUCAUCCAAAGCAAGAUCAAGAGUGCUGUGACAGACUCGAUCGAGGGUGUCACAUACGAGCAAGAUCGCAGGCCUGGGGUAAGCAACUUAAUCGACAUACUGUAUCAUACCUUAGACGAAAGUUCUUGUGGUAGCCAGCAGGAUCUGGCAGCAGACCUGGCCAAUAUCAGUAUGCGUGUGCUCAAAGAACAGGUGUCGAGCGCAGUCACGAAGUUAGUAGCGCCAAUCCGUGAGAGGCAUGAAUCAAUAGUGGGCAAUGAGUCGCUUUUGGACGAUGUCGCCACGCUUGGCGCUGCAAAGGCUACCGAGAGCGCUGCGCCAACUUUACUUCAAGUGAAGCGUGCGGUCGGACUAUGCCGCUGA
This is a messenger RNA of Recurvomyces mirabilis, 1134 nucleotides long. It is a transcript of the gene MSW1, whose product is annotated as Tryptophan--tRNA ligase, mitochondrial. The coding region runs from base 1 to 1134 and encodes 377 amino acids. Lineage: Eukaryota; Fungi; Ascomycota; Dothideomycetes; Mycosphaerellales; Teratosphaeriaceae. The transcript has a single exon. Gene Ontology annotation, molecular function: tryptophan-tRNA ligase activity; ATP binding. The record is from RefSeq and is a predicted model, not a curated record. Gene Ontology annotation, cellular component: mitochondrial matrix; mitochondrion. Gene Ontology annotation, biological process: mitochondrial tryptophanyl-tRNA aminoacylation.